AGAGAAACAUUUCGGUCGGUGCAAAGAGUUUGUCGUCUAACUCAGGAAUUUUCAACAAAAAUUAACCUAUACUCAACAACAGAAGUAACCAUGGCGAGGUUUCUGUUGUUGGCUUUGUCUUUGGUUCUGAUCGGGUCCAGCCAUCAGAGCCUGGAUGAUAACGAGGUGGACGAGACGAAUCCGUUUUUGGAUAUAGCCGGAUCUUUGUUGGCUGGAGGCGAUAAAUCAGGGGAUUUGGGUAGUUUGGUGUCAAAUUUCUUGGAUUCGGAAGGCGGAAAACAGAUGGGACAGAUGCUGAUGUCUGGAGGCGCCGCAGGAGGCGCUGGACAGAUUCUGCAGGGAAUCGGAGCUUUGAUGGGACAGAACGCAGGUGGAGGAGGAAUUGAUUUGUCGAUGAUCGGUAACGUGAUCGGAAUGCUGAAUCAAGGGGGAGAGAGUGGAAAGAAAUCCGGAGGAUUCGAUAUUUCCAUGAUCGGAAAUCUUUUAAGCAUGAUGAAUCAAGGAGGCGGUGAACCGGCGAAAGAGAACCGCGCAAGGAAGAACGAGGGUUUCGAUCUGAGCAGCGCGAUGAAUUUGGCUAGCAGUUUCAUGAGCCAGGAGGGCUCUUCCGAUAUGACGUCGUACCUUCCGGUCGUGAUGAAUCUGUUCAACUCGUUCGUCGGUCCGGAAGCCGAGGAGAGGGCUCAUUCGCACGCCGAUCACGCCUGGUAUCUUCCGCCGAUCGUCGAGAAGCUGCACGUCUUCUUCGAUCAGUUCUUGAAUUCCGACAUGGGCAAGGGUUUCGUCACCAAAUUGGGAGCGGAGAAGUUCAUGAAGAUCUUCAGCGACGGCGAGGGCAACUUCAGCGUCAGGAAAUUCGUCGACCUCCUCGAGAACCGUUCCUUCAGAAGGCACUGGAUCAAAAUCGUCACAGGUCGUCUUGCUGAGAUGCUCUCCUUCAUGGCAGAUCCCUACACGCAAAAGAAAUACUUAUCGACCGGUCAAUUCUUCGUCAACAACUUCCUGAAGGGUCAGGGCGUUCCGAAAUCCGCCCUCUUCGAUCCGAAGAGACCCACCGAAAGCAUAGCCGCUCUGAUCAACUAUUUCCCUAUGAAAUACAUGAACCUGAAGGUGGACUCGAUGGCCGCUAUCAAACCGGCCGUGGAAUACGCGCAAGAGUUGAUCCGAUUGGCGGAGAACAAGGGAUUUCUGGGAAGGGCGAUCGAUUCCACGGAGCUGACGCACAAGUUGACUGACACGAUCAAUUUAGAGAUUCUGGAGCCGAUCGCAAGGGUCAACAGGGCGAUGAGGUUCGCGCAGAAGAUACCCGAGUGCAGCAAGUACGUCUUCUGCUUAGCCAACGAGCACGAGGAUCACGAAAACUUGAGUCUUCCCGGACUCAAGAGAUCACUCAGCAAAGGAGCCACCUUCAUCGCAAGUUGGUACUUGAGCAGCGGCAAUUCCAAUUCCGAAUACAUGAAUAUUUAUAUGGAAACCGUCGAUGGACAAAGAUGCAAGUCUCACUACACCGACAAAUGCGAAGGGUUCCAUCUGGAGGAACUUAAAGUAACCACGGAAUACGUGCACAACGAGUUGUAGGAAAAAAAAAACAAACAAUUGAUCAAUAAACAAAAGAAAAGGAUCACCCAGGAGACGCGAUCAUCUUCAAUUUCAACAUUUACUCAAUCGAUAUGCCAUCAAAAGUGAAGAUAAUGAGCAGGAAAAGAAGAAGAAACGGAAGCAACUCUUUUGCCGCAUAUUAAUUGAGCGAAUGCAUAUAUUUUGUUUUUUUUAAAUUAUUAAUCUUUGCCACCUCUGUAAAUACUAUUAUAUUUUUAUCGAUGUUGACGGAGAGCGA
Messenger RNA from Nicrophorus vespilloides, 1837 nucleotides. RefSeq lists its product as uncharacterized. Bases 91 to 1578 code for a protein of 495 amino acids. Lineage: Eukaryota; Metazoa; Arthropoda; Insecta; Coleoptera; Silphidae. The record is from RefSeq and is a predicted model, not a curated record. The transcript has 4 exons.